Paramecium octaurelia is the source of this 1362-nucleotide messenger RNA. NCBI's taxonomy places the organism in Eukaryota, Ciliophora, Oligohymenophorea, Peniculida, Parameciidae. The record is from the annotation of a GenBank genome assembly.
AAAAAAUGUCUCAAGUUUAUGAGAGCGUUAAUAACUAAAACCAGGAGGCAGAGAAAAACUUCGAUCAAGUUUAUAUGCAUUAAAAACCGUACACAGGUAAGGAUCCUGUCAAGGGAACAUACAAGGACAGUGCUAUGACACUUAUUAAGGGAUAUGUGGGAUCAGGAAUAUUGGCAAUGCCAUUUAGUUUUUAUGUUGGAGGGUGGCUUUUGGCAGUAUUCAUCUUUUUGAUAAGUGCCUACAUGUUAAUGUUGUGCGUUCAUUAUUUGAUCGAAGUGGCAAAUGCCGAAAACAAAGAAAAUCAAGGUCUCACAGAAGUGGCAGAAGUCACAUAUGGGGAGAAGGGAAAACAAAUUACCAAAGUUGUUUUGAUCGCCUAUCAAUUAGGCAAGGCUGUGGCAUAUUUAAUAUUUUUUAUUUCCUUCUUUGCUCACAUAUUUUCAAGUGCUGAUAGUUAAUCUGGAGCGGGUAAUUGGAUAUAUUUGAUAAUGGCAUUCUGUAUUGUGCUUCCUCUUUCUUUCAUUGACAAUAUGGCUCGAUUUGCUAAAUUAAGUUUAUUUGCUAAUACUCUCAUCCUAGUUGGCUUAGUCUACAUUACUUGUAAGAAAGUUUGAAUUUAUCUACUUAGUCUAUGACUUCUAUCAAAUACUCGAGGGAGAUGGGAUCAAAGAGAACGUGAUGAAUUUGGCACACUUUGAGUAAUUUCCUAUGAUUAUAGGAGUGACGGCCUAUGGUUUUGGAGUGCUUCCUCUUGCUUUUGCAAUCAGAGUCACCAUGUCAGAACCUACUUAAUUUAAAAAUGUAAGCAGUUUUACUAUCCAUUAGCUUUUCAAUGUGGUUUCAUAUUUCAACUUGGGAUUAUUUCUAGCAUUUACAUUAUUAUCAGUUUGGGGUUUGGGCAGUAGAAUGGAAACUCAAUAAAUCAUUUUAUUUUGCCUCGACAAGAAUCCUUUAUCUUAUGUAAUCUAAAUUUGCUACGCUUUUGGAUUGAUCUGUUCAUACCCUCUUUAAGUGUUGCCAGCAUUUUAAUAAAUAGAGAGAAUCGAAAAAUUAAAAAAUUACAUUAAUCCAGAACUCAAAUAUUCAAGUUUCCGUAGAUUAGCAAUAAGAUCACUUAUCAAUUUACUACUAGGAUUGAUUGGCUAUUCUAUACCUAAAUUUGCUUACUUUGUGAAUAUACUAGGAGCCAUAGGCGGAGCUUCCUUGAAUUUUCUAUUUCCAAUUUUGAUUCACAAGAAAUAUUUUGAGAAAGAUGAAACCAAAAGAAAGAGUAAAUUCAUUUAUUAUGGAAUUCUAACAUUUGGAAUAUGUGGAGGUUUGUGUUCAUUUAUCUAUACUAUAGUUAAAUUAACAAGUCAUUGA